AUGGCUGAACAGUUAGCAAAAUCGGGACUUUUUGUUGAUGACCUUAAUAAACUGAGGAUAAUAGAUCCGUCAAUAACACAAGCAACAAUAGAUUUUAAAGAAGAAUGUCCUUACACAAACAUCAAGGGUGUAAUUAAUUCUUUGGAUUAG
Messenger RNA from Mesocestoides corti, 150 nucleotides. NCBI's taxonomy places the organism in Eukaryota, Metazoa, Platyhelminthes, Cestoda, Cyclophyllidea, Mesocestoididae. The record is from the annotation of a GenBank genome assembly.